AUGGACCAUCUAAAACAGUUCACGGCAGUGCAGGUGCAGGCACGGCGGACGCAGGUAUUGUGCUACGAGGGUGCAGUAUCGUCUCAACAAGACAGAGGCUGGAGCAUGGAAAGGCUGCUGGCAAUCCGAAACUUCUUCCGACGCUGGUUUUGCCGCCAGAAGGACCCUUCCGCCUGCCAUCCUGCGAGCCACCAGCAGGCAGUUACGGACUUCGGCAUUCAUCAAUCCGUUCAGGGGGUCAAGCACGAAGAACUAGGCGACCACAAGGAUCCGACCGACGACUUCCAGAGAGCGACUCCGCGGCCUGCGCAGCAGAAAAGCCCGUUCACCCACAGCCUCAAGUGCGGCCGCUUUUAGCUAUGGUUGAGGAGUCGUU
This is a messenger RNA of Ixodes scapularis (black-legged tick), 376 nucleotides long. RefSeq lists its product as uncharacterized. Lineage: Eukaryota; Metazoa; Arthropoda; Arachnida; Ixodida; Ixodidae. The coding region runs from base 1 to 357 and encodes 118 amino acids. The record is from RefSeq and is a predicted model, not a curated record. The transcript is spliced from 3 exons.